AUGCACAUGGCAAAGGUCUUUGAUCAAGCAAAGAUUGCCGAGCAGGAGCUCGCCAAUCUCUUCAAGCAAGCAGAGCAAGAUGAACUUCAUCAUCACCGAGCAGCAGAAGAGUCUCUUGGAGUUUACAGAGAAGUCAAAGAUGUCUUGAAAGAGAAGCAGCUAGAGGCUGAGGAAUCCCAAGCAGUGAUAGAUGAGCUACAAGCAGAAAUUUCCUCUUUACGCAGCGCGCUGAAAAACGCCUUUGCUGAAUUGGAGGAUGCCAGUGCCGCUUACCGUGCCACGGACGCACGCGUCACUUCAGAACGGGCAGUGCUUGCAGAAGAACUGGCCGAGGCCAAGCUUACGGCCGAAGGAGCUCGUAUGGAGCAGGUGGCAGCUGAAGAACAACGCCAAGAUGAGCUCCGAAAAGAGCUGUCAGAGUGCUUGCAGCGGGAAGCACUGGGACAAGCUCUGCUCAAACGAUUGCGGCAGCUUCGAAAUGAUGCUGAGACUCAAAGGAGGCAUCGAGAUGAACUGCUUCCCACAGCUCCUGCGAAGGUGGAUGCGGCAUGCCAAAGCAGCGUUGCGGAAGAGAAGCUGGCAUCCGACCCAUUGGACACAAGCUCUCAAAGUCAAACAGUUUCCAGCCUGGAACCUGCAACCUCAAAAUGCAUACCUUCAACGAUGCCUGCGACGCCCCAGAUGCCUUUGCCAAUGUGUACAGCUUCUGAUCAACGGCAGUGGUUGCUAAGCCGUGUGCAAAAGCUUCAUGCCGUAAAGGACCAAUUACAGAAUCUCAGACAGCAAUCCCUGUGCACUCCGGAGAAAGCCAAAUCCGGAAAUUCGGAGUCCCAGGAGACUUUGCGGAGGUGGCACAAAAAGAUACCAGUGCGGGCAGCGCAGCGCAACUGA
Molecule: messenger RNA, 891 nt
Organism: Cladocopium goreaui
Lineage: Eukaryota; Dinophyceae; Suessiales; Symbiodiniaceae
Source: the annotation of a GenBank genome assembly